UAAGCACAGUGCUAAAUAUAUCAAAUUAAAAGAAAGUGUUACGUCAAAGAACUCAUUUAUAUUGUGUCCACGUGUGAAAUAAAAGCUUCAACUGCGUCCAACUUGUCCUGAGGGGAAGCUACAGAUGGUGUUCAUUCUUUUUCAAAAUUGUUAAUUUGUUUAUUUGUUUAUUUGUUUAUUGGUUGAUGUCUUUAAAAAGUCUAAAAAGAGAAAAGGCGUUUCCGUUUCGGGUGUUUGCAGUGAGGGGUUUGGCAUCAAAGAGAAGACAGUCAGUAUUGAGAGGUAUGAUACAACAUGAAGCUUGGACUGAGCUGGCUGUUCCUUGCAUUUCUACACGUCCACUCAUCUUGGAGUGUUUCGUCAGGGACUCUGAUUGUGACCCAGAUUCCAGAUGUCUCUGUCAUGGAGGGGGAGGACGUGAACAUCAGCUGCUGCUGGGAAGGAGAUUUUGAUAGAGUGAUAAUUAACUGGCAGAAAAAACAAACUAAGGUUAAGAGUGAGGUUUUCAACUCAGAGAAUGGUACAAAAGAAUCUCAGCAAAAGGUGACAUCUGGCUGCUCACACUUGACCUUUCCAAACAUCACGAAAGCCAACUCAGGAAGAUACACCUGCAAGCUGACUGUGGUUAUACCAAGUUAUGCUCAGGUCAACGGAAGUGGCACUGUAAUCACAGUUACAGACAAAGAAAACACAACUGACUACUCAACAGAAGGUGUUUCAUCAGGGACUCUUGUGGUGACCCAGGCUCCAGAUGUCUCUGUAAUGGAGGGGGAGGACGUGAAGAUCACCUGCUGCUGGAAAGGAGAUUUUGAAAGAGGGACAAUUAACUGGCAGAAAAAACAAACUGAUAUUAAGAGUGAGGUUUUCAACUUCAUGUAUGGUACAAAAGAAUCUCAGCAAGAGGUGACAUCUGGCUGCUCACACUUGACCUUUCCAAACAUCAUGAAAGCCAACUCAGGAAGAUACACCUGCACGCUGACUGUGGAUAUACCAAGUUAUGCUCAGGUCAACGGAAGUGGUACUGUAAUCACAGUUACAUCCAGAGAAGGCAUAACUGACAAGGCAGCAGAAGAUGAUCACAGUGGGAUUGAGUGGAUUCAUCUCCUGCGAUGUCUGCCCCUCCUGGCUCUUAUCUUAUCCUUCUUCCUCAUCAACAAGUGGGGAACCAAAGCUCUGCAACAAGCACCAGGAGCUCCUGGAAAUACAAUCCCUUCAGCCCAAGGAACAGAAGAAGAGGGGGAAGGAGAAGAGAGAGAAGUACAAGCAGAAGGAGGCGAUGUAGAAUAGAAAAUAGAGACAAAAUAAGAAUAGAUUUGAAAAGACCGUGAAGGAUGUAAGGAUCAUUUUCUAUUAAGCGCACAAUCUCAUCCGGCAAACUCUUCCAUGUCUGUGUGGGAGACUCCUGUAUGUUUAAAGCUCAGGUGAUGUUUGUCAGGAUGUAUACCUGCAUGUGUAACUUCUUUAUGAGCGGUGAGAAUCAUUGUCAUCUGUUUUAUUUAAAUGUAGACAAAGCACAGUUUGAAUUCUUGAUGCAUGAAUGUAUGCUCUAAAAAAAGGGGAUGUAUCUUUCAUCCUCAUAUUUGCUUUUUCCUGAUAUAUUGGAUUAUUUGACCUCUUUGCUAUUAAAAAGUUAUUCAAAUAAAACCUGUCCGACAAGUGCAAGUGGCUCG
This is a messenger RNA of Notolabrus celidotus (New Zealand spotty), 1670 nucleotides long. RefSeq lists its product as uncharacterized. Gene Ontology annotation, biological process: intestinal absorption; cell adhesion; regulation of membrane permeability. The record is from RefSeq and is a predicted model, not a curated record. Lineage: Eukaryota; Metazoa; Chordata; Actinopteri; Labriformes; Labridae. Gene Ontology annotation, cellular component: bicellular tight junction. The transcript has 5 exons. Bases 295 to 1287 code for a protein of 330 amino acids.